AUGGCAAAGGGAUCAAUACCUAACGAUUACGUUGUUUACCAUCGGCUUGAUAGAAAGGAGGUCGUGGAGGAACUAGUGGAUCCAAAAGCGUUUUUUGCUUCCUCUAAAGUUAAAAAGGCCCAACCAGCAACAACCACGACAUCAACCACACGAUCAGCCUCAACACCAUCACCAUCUAAACCCGUCGAGAAGCAGGCCAAAAAGGAAUCAGUCGAGGAACCCAAGACACCCGUCGAACCGGCCAAGCCUCAACCUCCUGCAAAGCAGACAAAAAAGGCGAAUGACGACGACUACUUUUCCGAUGAUAAUGAUGUUGAAGUGCUCCCUCAGCCAAAAACGAGGACAGCGCCACCAGCAAGGAUCAAAGUCGAGAGACUUGCAUCCCCUCCUCCGUCAAACAAGAGAGCCGCGGCUGCUCCAUCGUCAUCAAAGAAGCGCAAGGGUCCCGCUAACGAUGAUUACGAGGACGAGGACAAUGACGAUGAGGUCGUCUCAAAGCCGACGAAAAGACAGAAAUCAACUCCCAAGAAGCCAAAGGAUGACGACGCCAUGGAUGUUGACGAGUCUGAAGAAAAGCCCAAAGCCAAGUCCAACUUCUGGGCACACAAGAACAAAACUGGACCCUCUGCACUCGGAUCCAAGGAGAUUCCCAAGGGCGGGGACAAUUGCCUAGUGGGCUUGACAUUUGUCUUUACAGGAGAGCUGAGCUCGAUUACUCGCGAGGAUGCCGCAGAUCUUGUCAAGAGGUAUUCAGGAAGAGUGACUGGCUCACCAAGCGGGAAGACCUCGUACGUGGUUGUUGGAGACGACGCAGGACAGUCCAAGCUGGAUAAGGUCAGGAAGUUGAAGAUCAAGACUUUAGACGAAGACGAGUUCCUGGAUUUGAUCCGCACUUCUCCUGCCAGAACUGAGGAUGGCGACAUUGUCAAGUCAAAGCCCAAGGCCGCGGCAACCACUGCCUCUACCGGCAGCAGCAGUUCGACCAAGGUGAAGGCUGAACUUGCUGAGACAAAGUCCUCGUCGUCUUCCUCCAAGGCUGCAACCAGUGAACCCUCGACUGUCAAAUCUGUCAAAUCUGAAUCGAAGGCUCCUGUCAUCGAUAACAACAAGCCGGCAGAAACAGAGCUUUGGACUUCAAAGUAUCGGCCGAAGCAGAUCAAGGACCUUUGCGGUAACAACGCUGGAGUUCAAAAACUUGUGAGAUGGCUCGAGAACUGGGAUGAUAACUACAAAUUGGACUUCAAGAAGGAUAAUGCGGACAAGUCCGGAACCUUCCGUGCAGUAUUGAUUUCAGGUCCUCCUGGUGUUGGAAAGACAUCUGCUGCCCAUUUGGUUGGAGAUUCGCUGGGAUACAAUAUUGUGGAGUUCAACGCCAGUGAUACUCGCAGCAAGAAGUCGCUCGAUGCCGACGUACGUGAUCUCUUGGAUAACCAAUCACUUGGCGGCUACUUCUUGAGCGGAAACAAUUCUCCAGGCAAAGGAAAAGAAGUCGAUCAUAAGGCACCAUCGAUGGCCAAGAAGCAGCUCAUCAUCAUGGACGAAGUCGAUGGAAUGGCCGGAGGCGAUCGCGGUGGUGUGGCCCAGAUGAUUGCUUUCAUCAAGAAGACUCAGGUUCCGAUCAUCUGUAUCUGCAAUGACCGCCAAUCGCCCAAGGUGCGCUCGCUCGUCAACUCGUGCUUCGAUAUGCGAUUCCAGCGGCCACAAGUUAACCAGGUCCGCUCGCGCUUGCUGAGCAUUCUUCACAGAGAAGGUCGACAGAUUCCUGCCAAUGUUCUGGAUAAGUUGGUCAGCGGCUCCCAAUCGGAUAUCAGACAGGUUUUGAACAUGCUCUCGACCUGGAGUUUGACAAAACAAACCAUGGAUUACGAUGAGGGUACUGCAUUGUCAAAGGUGUCCGAAAAAUACGUCGCCCUUAACCCCUUCCAGAUCGCUGAGCAAUUGUUGGUCAACACCAACUAUCGCGCUCUGAGCUUUGCAGACAAGUUCGACACCUACUUCAACGACUAUCAGCUGGCGCCUCUGAUGAUCCAGGAAAACUAUGUCCGUAUGAACCCUACUGAAUCCGGUGGCUCGCCAGACAGUCUCGGAACUAUGGAGCUGAUGAGCAAAGCUGCCGAUUCUCUUUCAGAUGCCGAUCUGGUGGACAGUAUGAUUCACGGGAGCGCACAGCAUUGGUCUCUCAUGACCACACACGCUGCCUUUUCGUGUGUCCGCCCUGCAUUCUUUGUGCACGGCAACAUGCGUCCUGGUUCAGGCGGUAACUAUGGACCCAUGAUGCAGUUCCCAAGCUACCUUGGACAAUACUCAAAGUCAGCUAAGUACAGUCGUUUGGUCAAAGAGGUUCAGAUCAGGAUGCGCCUCAAGAUUUCUGGCGACAAGAACGAGGUUCGACAGAAUUACAUUCCUGCGUUGUUCCCAGCUUUGACACGACCAUUGAUCGACGAGGGUGUGGAUGCCGUUCCGGGACUCAUUGAGUUCAUGGACGAAUAUUAUCUAAGCAAGGAGGACUGGGACACUAUUCUCGAGCUGGGUAUUGGCCGAAACGAUGCCAAGGCUGUAUUGGAUAAGAUCCCUACUCAAGUCAAGACGGCGUUUACGCGCAAAUACAACUCAACAUCCCAUCCCCAGCCUUACCUCAAGGCUACGGUGGUGACCAAGGGACGAGGAUCGGCUGGUGGUGGAGGUGGAAGCGAGGAGUCGCCGGACAAUUUGGAUGUCGUUGAGGCCGAUGUUGAGGUGCCGGAAGAGGUGGAUCAAGCUGCCGAGGAUGCAGAGGAGGAGAGCGUAGAGAAGGAUAGGAACAUCAAGCAGAAGAAGGUUAAAGGGGCAGCUGCCAAGGGCAAGGCAACGGCCAAGAGCAGUUCUGCAUCCAAGGGCAAGGCCACCACGUCGGCUCGCAGUCGCAAGUGA
Messenger RNA from Linnemannia hyalina, 2910 nucleotides. The record is from the annotation of a GenBank genome assembly. Lineage: Eukaryota; Fungi; Mortierellomycota; Mortierellomycetes; Mortierellales; Mortierellaceae.